This is a messenger RNA of Striga asiatica, 1439 nucleotides long. NCBI's taxonomy places the organism in Eukaryota, Viridiplantae, Streptophyta, Magnoliopsida, Lamiales, Orobanchaceae. The record is from the annotation of a GenBank genome assembly.
ACCACCGAUCAUCGUUCUUCCUUGUCCUGUUCACUUUUUAUAGUCUCCGCCCCUUUCUCCUAGAGAAACGCCGCUGAAAAAAGUCCCUCAAAGGGGUUUGAGAUGUCGACCCCAGCUAGGAAGAGGCUGAUGAGAGACUUCAGGAGGUUGCAGCAGGACCCACCUGCAGGCAUUAGUGGUGCCCCACAAGACAAUAAUAUCAUGCUCUGGAAUGCGGUUAUAUUCGGUCCGGAUGAUACACCUUGGGAUGGAGGUACGUUUAAAUUGACACUCCAGUUCACAGAAGAUUAUCCAAACAAGCCACCCACUGUUCGGUUUGUUUCACGGAUGUUCCACCCAAAUAUUUACGCAGAUGGAAGUAUUUGUUUGGACAUCCUACAAAAUCAGUGGAGCCCUAUAUAUGAUGCUGCAGCUAUACUUACAUCCAUCCAGUCAUUGUUGUGCGACCCGAAUCCAAAUUCUCCCGCAAAUUCUGAAGCUGCUCGUUUGUUCAGCGAGAGCAAAAAAGAGUACAAUCGCAGACUGUUUGAUAAGCAAAUCACAACCAUAUGCUGCAAGAAGGUUGCUUUUGUAUCUACUAAAUUUGGGGAUUUUAAGAUGUCGACUCCAGCCCGGAAGAGGCUGAUGAGGGAUUUCAAGAGGUUGCAGCAGGACCCACCUGCAGGUAUAAGUGGUGCCCCACAGGACAAUAAUAUUAUGCUCUGGAAUGCUGUAAUAUUCGGUCCGGAUGAUACACCUUGGGAUGGAGGUACGUUUAAGCUGACUCUGCAGUUCACAGAAGAUUAUCCAAACAAGCCACCGACUGUUCGAUUUGUCUCUCGAAUGUUUCAUCCAAACAUUUAUGCGGAUGGAAGUAUUUGUUUGGACAUCCUACAAAAUCAGUGGAGUCCCAUAUAUGAUGCCGCUGCUAUACUGACAUCAAUCCAGUCAUUGUUGUGCGACCCAAAUCCGAAUUCGCCAGCAAAUUCCGAAGCUGCUCGUUUGUUCAGUGAAAGCAAACGUGAGUACAACCGCAGAGUGAGGGAAAUCGUGGAGCAAAGCUGGACAGCCGACUAAAAUUCAUAACUUGUGGGGCCAAGUUAUUGGCACUUGUAUUUCGAGUUGUUAUCGAGCUGUUUGUUCAUGUGCUGUAAUUGCUUUUGUAUCAUGUAAAUUAGAGAUUCAUGAAUUGGAUCUUUGGCUUUUGGAAUUGUUAAACUAACUUUAGUUGUCAUGUUGUUGGGUCUGAAGCAUGACUUAAUUUGUGGUGUGCUUGGAGAGUUUUUACCUAAAGGUUUGAACCAUCAGAAUUAUAUAUCAGUGAUUGAUUUUACUGAAUGAUCUUAGAGUGGAGAGUAUUGGAUCAUUACCAUCUAAAAUUCUAAAUGCAAAAUGCAAAAACAGUUCAUUCAAAUGAUACAGGGUCAUUUGAUUGAAUACCGGUAGUUUUUCAAAGUGGA